Molecule: messenger RNA, 1185 nt
Organism: Camellia sinensis
Lineage: Eukaryota; Viridiplantae; Streptophyta; Magnoliopsida; Ericales; Theaceae
Source: RefSeq, a predicted model, not a curated record
AGUUACUUUGAGGGUUUUCAGUCCAUUUGUUGAAAGUUGAACUUGCAUGCGACACACACAUGCCUGCGUGGCCACACAUUUGGUUGUGAUAUUGAAAACUGCAUUUCUUCCUUUACCUCUGCAGCUAUAAAAUGGUGGACAAAUGAUGAUGAAUUGAUGGAGAACUCUAUUUUGUAGUAUGGUUUUUUGACAAACUAAGCCCAACUCAAAAGUACUAUUAGCCAAUUAUAUAUAUAUAUAUAUAUAUUUGUGAGAGGCCAUUUUGUGGUAGGAAGUUUGGGCUGCCAUGCAUGAGAAUGUGGGUCCGAGUAUGAGGACAUCCACUUUAUGCAAAUCAUGCCAAAUGUUUGGUGUGAACUCUGUUUACCCUCUCGGCACCCUCGAUUAUUUGCGUCCAGCACUAGCAAUUGCCUUUGUUUUGGGGUAAACAAAGUUCACUUAGUGUUGAUGUUUUCAACACGGCAGAUUCUUGACAAUUUAAGAGAUUGCUUUUGAUUGUUGAUUGAAUGUUCUUGUUGUAGUAUCAGUAUUGAAGUGAAUACCAUUUUUUUUUUUUAAAAAAAAAAAAAAAACCAGAAAAUAAGGAGAUGGUUUUAUUUUAUCUGACCUUGGUUAUUUGUACAGUUUGAUGCUUUGAAAGGGACGUUACGGCACUUCAGCAUGAUCCCGCCAGGUGGUGGGGGCAUUCUGGCACAUUCUUUGGCUCAUGUUGCAUCCUUGUUGAAGGUUAAGGAGGCUGACCAUUCUGGUGAUGGGAUCGAAUCUCUUAUUAACGGAGUUGAGAGCUUCCUAGCAGAGGGAAAACUCUCCGAAGCAGCCGAUACUCUUGAGAAUGGUGUCAAGGGCACCAAAGCUGCGGAAGUUAUCAGUGAUUGGCUGAGGCGAGCGAGGGAUAGGGCCAUUGCCGAGCAAGCUUUAACCAUGCUCCAGUCCUACGCUACUUCCAUCAGUGGUAGUUAAAUUUCAUGUUUGAUUAUCCAAGUUGUACCCCACUGAUGAUAUGAAAAUCAAUGCAACAGUUUAGCAUACAGAAGGGUCAUGGUUUUCCCAAUUGUAUCCAUGAGAACACCGCCAUUCACAAUCUCUGCCUUUUGAACAACUUGAAACCUUAAAAUUUUGUAAGCGAUUGCAGCAGUAUUUUGUUUUGCAAUCUGCGAGGACUGUCCAAAUGAUGCUUAAAUAAAA